This is a messenger RNA of Ceratitis capitata (Mediterranean fruit fly), 3006 nucleotides long. RefSeq names its product steroidogenic acute regulatory protein-like (gene Start1). The transcript has 12 exons. NCBI's taxonomy places the organism in Eukaryota, Metazoa, Arthropoda, Insecta, Diptera, Tephritidae. Gene Ontology annotation, molecular function: lipid binding. Bases 266 to 2128 code for a protein of 620 amino acids. The record is from RefSeq and is a predicted model, not a curated record.
UUAUUUUUAUUUUGCUUUGUUAGUAUUGAAAAAUGCUUUUUAAGCUUACAGUUGAGAAAUGAUUUAAGGAUUUAUUUAAUAUUUAUUGAAUUUAAACAGCAAGUUAUAUACAACCAAAAUUCCGAGUUGGAGUAUUAUAAUAUAUGCAGUCGUCAGCAGUACUUACAGUCAGUGAAGGAUAUGCAUUAAAGGCGGUAGUACUCUGCUCUUACAUUGACAAAUUAUUAGAUUGAGCUCCAAAAUCACAAUUAGAUAUAUGUAGAUUAUGUCGGUAAGCGAUGCCGAUGAAAUACGAUCAGCUGCUGAAACGCUGAUAACAGGUUCUCGGAACACUAUGUCCUAUCGUACAAUGAGUGGGCCUAUGCUGCCCAACUAUGACAUGUCACGCACACAUUCCAUCAACUUGAUUACCGAAGAAUUUCUCGGCGGCUAUAUGCAGGAUGGACGAAUGUCCGUGGUACGACGAUUCUUCUGCCUAUUCGUGUUAUUCGAUUUGUUCUUUGUAUCGUUGUUGUGGCUAAUAUGUAUAAUGAUAACUGGUGAUAAUAUAUUUCAAGCAUUUCAAAAGCAAAUUGUUCAUUAUACGUUUGGUACAUCGUUGUUUGAUGUAGUUGGAGCUGCCAUAUGCCGUUUUGUCGUAUUGACAUUUUUUUAUGCAUUGCUAUAUAUAAAUCAUUGGAUUAUAAUUGCUUUAUCAACGAGCGGUUCGUGCCUAUUUUUAAUCUCCAAAGUAUUCGUCUACGAUUGGGUUGACUCGCGCCAACAGGUUUUUGAAGUCAUACUGAUAAUAACGUCAUUUGUAUUAGCCUGGGGUGAGGCUUGGUUCUUGGAUUGUCGCGUUAUACCACAAGAGCGACACGCACGCAGUUAUUUUUCAUCAAUAACAACGCCCGAACAUCGUUCACCAAUGAUGGCACCAUUUCUAGCCUCCCAACCGGAUCGUACUGGUCCGGAGAGCAUUUUUUACUCACCACUGGAAACAGUGCAUAACAGUGAUGAUGAAGACGAUGAACAGGAUGAGGAGUAUCAUCAAAUGGCUUUGAAUUGUGUGCGUGUAGCAUAUGAUCUUUUCGAAUCACCCGAAUGGAAAGUUGAAAAGGUUACGAAUAAAGGUGAUACCAUUCGCAGUACACAACGUGAUAAAAUGGGGAAAAUUUAUAGACUCACGGCUAGUAUAAAAUAUCCACCUAAAGAAUUGUUGGACGAGCUUUUCUAUAAAAUUGAAAAUGUUCCAAAAUGGAAUCCAACUUUGUUGGAAUCGAAAAUUGUACAUAAAAUCAACUCCUACACAGAUAUCACUUACCAAGCCAGUAUUGGCGGCGGUGGUGGUUUGGUGAAGAGUCGCGACUUUGUUAAUCUGCGGUGUUGGCGUCUCUUUCGUAAUGGUAAGAUUUGUGAAGAGUCUGAUGAUGAUGACCAAGAGGCCGAUAGCGGCAGUGACACUGCUGGACAAGCUAGCGUAUCAACAGUGUCAGACGAUGAUUCUGUACAGACUACACAGCCUAGUAGCGUAGAAAGUAAUCGUGCGAAAUUCUCCAGUAGCGGUAGUGCAAUGCGUGAAGGUAGCCGCAGUGGCGGAGGUGACGAAAAAAUUAGUGUAAAAAGUGGUCGUGCAUUUAAAACAUUAAGCAAAAGCUUAGGCGCUAAAGACUUUAGCACCAUAGUACGCAUCGAUCCAGAUGAGCCGCCACCGUUAGAUGAGGACGCCUUCGAGGAUGCGCACGAUAAUGUUGAUGAUUUGACGCAAUUGGUGCAUAAGGAGGCACGUGUGGGCCUGCAAAGUGUUGAUAUCGGUGAAGGAGCGACCGCAAGUGGUGUGCUAGGUGCAAAGAGUGAUAAAAGUAAAGUAUAUUUGAGUGCGGCCAUUAGCAUAGAUUAUGCACAAGUGCCGCCAACGACAAAGUAUGUACGUGGUGAAAAUCUUGUAGCUGGUUUUGCCUUACGUGAAAUCGCUGGAAAAUCUGAUGCCUGCAUAAUUGAUUGGAUACUGUGUUUAGACUUAAAGGGUUACCUACCACGUUAUGUAUUGGAUACUGCCUACACCACCUUCAUGGCUGACUAUAUGAAAUAUCUGCGUAAAUAUGUAGCUGAAUUGCGUAAGAAGCGCAAACGUGUGUCUAGAAAAUAGUCAGCGCAUUAAGCGAUAAAAACUACCUUUUAGUUACAGUUUAAUUUUUGUAAGGAUCGUAAUUUUUCAUAUAGUAAAAAGCACAAUCAUUUUCAUUGGUAUUAACAAAUUCCACAAAUCAUACAAACAAUAUUAAUGUACUACACAUAUAGAUUUAUAAAUAUAGUUAAAUUACAAAAUUUUUUGAAAAACUGUAAAGUUAGAAACAAAAUUUAUAGAAUCCAUCUUCACAUUAUGGUAUUUGUUUGUUUAACAUUUAACUCUUGUUACUAUUAAACUUGAAGAAAAAAGAAAUUUCAACUCAAAAAAACAAAAAAUAUGUAACUAAAGCUUGACGGCAAAAAAAAAAUCAUAUUUCUUAUGCGAUUAGUUCCACGAAAUUUAAGAACAAAGUGAUCAUGUGUAUUAUUUCUAUUCAUCUACAUACAUACAUGCAUACAUACAGUCACAUAGCUAGGUUAAAAAACAAUUGUUUGCGUUUAGUUAUAUAUUUUCUAGGUUCAUGUGCUCAAAAAAAAAAAAAAAUUUGUAUGUAGGUGUAGGUGAAUUAUGUCUAUUUUCGGCAAUAUCGUAUAUGUUUCAUAUUUAUACGUAUAUAUAUAUAUUAAUUUAUAUAUAUUGCAGCUUCUUGUAAUAUUUCAUGACAUUUUAGGUGAUAACAAACCAAUUUAUUAACAUUUCAUACAAAUAUCGAACAUAUAUAUAUAUAUAUAUAUACAUAAAUGAAAUUUCAUUAUUAAUUUUAAUAUACAUAACUAAAAUGAAACUUACUGAUUUGCCAGUUGCUGAUGCUAAUUAUAAUGGCUGUUUUAUUAUUGGCUAAUAAAAUAUAUUAUGUAUGCUUUUUGUAUUUACCGACAAUAAAUAUAUAUAUGUAC